This is a messenger RNA of Aspergillus pseudonomiae, 1710 nucleotides long. Its product is annotated as CocE/NonD family hydrolase. Bases 1 to 1710 code for a protein of 569 amino acids. Gene Ontology annotation, molecular function: dipeptidyl-peptidase activity. The transcript has 3 exons. NCBI's taxonomy places the organism in Eukaryota, Fungi, Ascomycota, Eurotiomycetes, Eurotiales, Aspergillaceae. The record is from RefSeq and is a predicted model, not a curated record.
AUGGCCGUGACUCGCCCAAAGUACCAGACAUCUACAUCGGAUGUGGAAGGGUACACCCGCAUUAAACAUGUCUAUGUGCCCAUGCGCGAUGGGAUUGAGCUUUGUGCCGACCUCUUCCUCCCGUUUGCUGCAUCAAAAGAGGCCAGGAAGGUGCCUGUCAUUUGCAGCCUGGGACCAUACGGCAAGGAUAUUCAUGCCUCACGGUUUGGGUUGCCGAAGACCCCUAUUUAUGCGGAAAUGUACAAGCACAUAACACCUUUGGGGCCGGACGCUGCUUUUGAGCUGUGUGAGCCCACUAUAUGGUGCAGGGAGUAUGGGUACGCCCUUCUUCGGGUCGACACGCGCGGUAUUGGGGGCAGCCAAGGGAAACUGGAUCCCUUUGGCUUGGAACGAUCCGUCAAUAUCCAAGCCGAUGCGGAAGGGCAAGAUCUGUACGACAUCGUUGAAUGGGCGGCGGUGCAGUCGUGGUGUACCGGCAAAGUGGCCUUUUCAGGAAUCAGCUAUUUUGGGAUGGUGGGCUAUUGGGCGGCAAUGCAGAGGCCACCGCACCUGAGUUGUGUCAUGUCGUAUGAAUCCGCCUGCAGCAUGUACCAGGUGGCCCGACGAGGGGGCAUUUAUAGCAACAAUUUCCAGUCCCAUUGGUACCACAACAUUGUUGUGCCUUCCCAAGGUGGAGCGCAAGACGGUACGCUCAGCGAAGAAGAGCUCGCCGCGAAUAGGGUGGACUACCCGAAACUGCUUUCAGAGACUGAAUACCCCACAGACGGACCUUGGUCUGUACUGGAACGAGUCCGCAGGUUGUCAGACAUUGAAGUCCCAUUCUACAGCGCAGGAAACUGGACCGACCCGGAGCUCCACCUGCCCGGCAAUCUUCGUGCUUUUAACGGCAUAAGCUCCAAACACAAGUGGCUUGAAAUGCACACGGGAAACCAUCUAGGAGCCUUUUACGAGCCUGAGCAUAUCAAACUACAGAAGCUGUUCCUCGACUGCUUCCUUUUCGACAAAACAGACAAUGGAAUAUUUGAUGUUCCUCGAAUUCGAUUGCUUCAGCAUCAUGGCACCGAGACCUUCUAUCGAGAGCAUGAGCUGGCUUUCCCUCCGCCUGACGCUGAAGAUACCAGCUUGUACUUGACCCCUGGCAAAAAACUGUCUCUUGAAAGGCCGACCGAGGCAAAAGUCGCAUUCACCUACCAAGCUCUCAGGGAUAAUCUUAUGUUCGAACUGAAUGCUGCAUUUUCAGAAUCCUUUGAGCUCCUGGGCUCCCCAUACAUGGAGCUUGAGGUCAGCACGACGGCCCGGGAUCUGGAUCUUUUCAUCCAUCUCCGUGCGAUUGACCAGGACGGAAAUACGAUCGUUCUGAAGGGCAAUCACGGGGAGCCUAUGGACAACUUUGCUCGCGGUUACUUUCGUCUGUCGCACCGGGAUGAGGUUGCAAGGAACUUUACCAAAGAGCGAAUCCUGGCUCAGCCCCAGCUUCCACCUUCUGACGUGGUUCCUGCGAAUGUCUACUCGGUGUUGGUGCCUCUGUAUCCCACUGCAUUUCUCUUUGAUGCAGGACAGAAACUUAGCAUGGAGAUUGGCUCGGUCAAUACCCCGACCACGAUUCCUCCCAUGCGGCAUGAGGGCGGGGACCGGUCUAUCGCUCGGUUCGAGGGCGAAAAUGUAGUUUUUUCCCAUGGUCGGCUUGUUCUUCCCCGCGUGAGAAGGUAA